Messenger RNA from Phytophthora infestans T30-4, 645 nucleotides. RefSeq lists its product as uncharacterized. The record is from RefSeq and is a predicted model, not a curated record. The transcript is spliced from 2 exons. The coding region runs from base 1 to 645 and encodes 214 amino acids. Lineage: Eukaryota; Oomycota; Peronosporomycetes; Peronosporales; Peronosporaceae.
AUGAGCGGUAUUCCCGAUUUCGGAGCUUCUUUACCAAAGAACUCCAAAAGCGCCUCAGUGAGAGACAUUCCUGAUUUGAACAUCAAAUCACUGUUCAGAAUGAUAGUGCUCGGCCCGUCUUUUAGCGGUAAAAAUGAUCUAUGUAUGUUUAUUCUUAAACAUUCCCCUCACGUGGUCGCACACCUAACUAUUAUCGCAAGAAACCCCCAUCAGGAGAUGUACGAGUAUCUACGCGACAAACUUGACGGAUUUAUUACUUAUACAGACCCUGAUGCGCCCCCAAGCGUAGAUCAAGUUCGUAGAACCCCGAUGAACUCAAACAAACCUGAACUUGUUAUCAUUGAUGACUACAGCAACGACAAACUACUCCAGAAGAAUCUGUUUUCUCACUACUUUAUCCGUGACCGCCAUUUCAAAUUGAGUACUAUUUUCCUUAGUCAUAGCUACUUUGCCACUGACAAGAUGAUUAGAUUGAAUGCAGAGUAUGUAUCUAUUCUAAAAGCUAAUUCCAAGCUUGAUGAACGUAGUAUCGUAUACUACUACAACAAAGCCACGAAACGUAAAGGUCAGAUGGUAUUUGUGGAUUCGGUUAAAUGUCAGCUUCGGUACAGCUUCAAUCGCCCUAUUACAAUCCUUUCGGAAUAA